This is a messenger RNA of Jaculus jaculus (lesser Egyptian jerboa), 5846 nucleotides long. It is a transcript of the gene Ppip5k1, whose product is annotated as diphosphoinositol pentakisphosphate kinase 1. The coding region runs from base 503 to 4963 and encodes 1486 amino acids. NCBI's taxonomy places the organism in Eukaryota, Metazoa, Chordata, Mammalia, Rodentia, Dipodidae. Gene Ontology annotation, molecular function: 5-diphosphoinositol pentakisphosphate 1-kinase activity; diphosphoinositol pentakisphosphate kinase activity; inositol hexakisphosphate kinase activity. The record is from RefSeq and is a predicted model, not a curated record. The transcript is spliced from 33 exons. Gene Ontology annotation, biological process: inositol metabolic process; inositol phosphate biosynthetic process. Gene Ontology annotation, cellular component: cytosol.
GGAACCUGCGCGAGAGGCGGAGGGAGGGAGUGUCCGCCGAGGGGCGGGGGCUGUUGGAGAGGAGUAACCCAGGUACUAGGAGAGGAUCCACCCGGGAAUGGGUUAUUCUGGAGAGCAGAUCUGACUUAGCAUAGGUGCUCCUGAGACGAUGCCUGCCUGCUCUUCCCUUCCUCUGUCCAUUCCACUCUACCUCCCUUCAUCCCUCCCAUCCUUUCUCCCAUACUAAUUCAGGCCAUAGUAAGACUGCCCUUUAGCCUAGUGUAGAGGCUGAAGUUUAAUUUUGCAACAAGGUUUGGAGAGAGGAAGAAGGGGAAAGAGCACAGAAAAUAAGAAAGUGGGCUUUGGAGUACCAUAUUCAACCCCAGUUUCUCCCAGAAGAAUCAGCAGCAGCCUUCCUUGAAGAACUGCCUUUCCCAUUAGCUGCCUGGAGUUAACAUUGUUUCCUGCUGGCAGAAUCAGGGACAUGCCAGUACUAGCGGGAUGAGUGGGUGUUCCAGUGGGGAUGUGGUCAUUGAUGGCCAGUGAGGAGAGCACCACGGCCCACUUCUUCCUUGGAGCUGGAGAUGAGGGGCUGGGCACCCAUGGAAUAGGCAUGAGGCCAGAAGACAGUGACAGCGAGCUCCUUGAAGACGAGGAGGAUGAAGUGCCUCCUGAACCUCAAAUCAUUGUUGGCAUCUGUGCCAUGACCAAGAAAUCCAAGUCCAAGCCAAUGACUCAAAUCCUGGAGAGACUCUGCAGAUUUGACUACCUGACUGUUAUUAUCCUGGGAGAAGAUGUGAUCCUCAAUGAGCCUGUGGAAAACUGGCCAUCUUGCCACUGCCUCAUCUCUUUCCACUCCAAAGGCUUUCCUCUGGACAAAGCUGUUGCUUACUCCAAGCUUCGAAACCCCUUUCUUAUCAACGAUCUGGCCAUGCAGUAUUACAUUCAAGAUAGGAGGGAAGUGUAUCGGAUCCUACAAGAGGAGGGUAUUGAUUUGCCACGGUACGCUGUUCUCAACCGUGACCCUGCCCAGCCUGAGGAGUGCAACCUGAUAGAAGGUGAAGACCAGGUGGAGGUCAAUGGAGCGGUCUUUCCCAAGCCCUUUGUGGAGAAGCCAGUGAGUGCAGAGGACCACAAUGUUUACAUCUACUAUCCCAGCUCAGCAGGAGGAGGAAGCCAGCGCCUCUUCCGUAAGAUUGGCAGCCGCAGCAGUGUUUACUCUCCAGAGAGCAGCGUCCGGAAGACAGGGUCAUACAUCUAUGAGGAGUUUAUGCCAACAGAUGGCACAGAUGUCAAGGUGUACACAGUGGGGCCAGAUUAUGCCCAUGCUGAAGCUAGAAAAUCUCCAGCCCUGGAUGGGAAGGUUGAACGAGACAGUGAGGGGAAAGAGGUUCGAUAUCCAGUCAUGCUGACUGCCAUGGAAAAGUUGGUGGCCAGGAAGGUCUGUGUGGCUUUUAAGCAAACAGUUUGUGGAUUUGACCUUCUUCGUGCCAAUGGUCACUCUUUUGUGUGUGAUGUCAAUGGCUUUAGUUUUGUUAAGAACUCCAUGAAAUACUAUGAUGACUGUGCCAAGAUUCUGGGGAACACCAUUAUGCGGGAGCUUGCCCCCCAGUUCCAGAUACCAUGGUCCAUCCCCACAGAGGCUGAGGACAUUCCCAUUGUCCCUACUACAUCUGGCACUAUGAUGGAACUUCGUUGUGUCAUUGCAAUUAUCCGUCAUGGGGAUCGUACUCCCAAGCAGAAGAUGAAGAUGGAGGUGACACAUCCAAGGUUUUUUGCUCUAUUUGAAAAACAUGGGGGAUACAAGACAGGGAAAUUGAAACUCAAACGACCUGAACAGCUCCAGGAGGUGCUGGACAUAACAAGGCUGCUGUUGGCUGAGCUGGAGAAAGAGCCAGGCGGUGAGAUUGAGGAGAAGACUGGGAAGCUAGAGCAGCUGAAGUCCGUGUUGGAGAUGUAUGGCCACUUCUCAGGUAUCAACCGGAAGGUGCAAUUGACUUACUACCCUCAUGGAGUGAAAGCUUCUAAUGAGGGCCAAGAUCCACAGAGGGAGGCUCUGACACCAUCUCUCUUACUGGUGCUGAAGUGGGGUGGAGAACUAACACCUGAUGGCCGAGUACAGGCUGAGGAGCUGGGGAGAGCUUUUCGCUGCAUGUACCCUGGAGGCCAGGGUGACUAUGCUGGCUUCCCUGGUUGUGGGCUGCUUCGGCUCCACAGCACUUUCCGUCAUGACCUCAAGAUCUAUGCCUCUGAUGAGGGCCGUGUCCAGAUGACUGCUGCUGCCUUUGCCAAGGGACUCCUGGCUCUAGAAGGGGAACUGACACCUAUUUUGGUUCAAAUGGUAAAGAGUGCCAACAUGAACGGGCUCCUAGACAGUGACAGUGACUCCUUGAGUAGCUGCCAGCACCGGGUGAAGGCUCGGCUGCACCACAUUUUACAGCAGGAUGCACCCUUUGGCCCUGAGGACUAUGAUCAGCUGGCUCCCACUGGAAGCACUUCCCUGCUCAAUUCCAUGACUUUAAUCCAGAAUCCUGUGAAGGUCUGUGAUCAGGUAUUUGCCCUGAUUGAAAACCUUACCCAUCAGAUCCAGGAACGAAUGCAGGAACCCAACUCUGUAGACCUGCAACUCUACCACAGUGAGACAUUAGAGCUCAUGCUACAGCGUUGGAGCAAGCUGGAGCGUGACUUUCGACAAAAGAGCGGACGCUAUGAUAUCAGUAAGAUCCCUGAUAUCUAUGACUGUGUCAAGUAUGAUGUGCAGCAUAAUGGAAGUCUGGGACUUAAAGGCACAGCAGAGUUGCUACGUCUCUCGAAGGCACUGGCUGAUGUAGUCAUUCCCCAGGAGUAUGGAAUCAGUCGGGAUGAGAAAAUGGAAAUUGCUGUGGGCUUCUGUCUUCCACUGCUGCGGAAAAUACUACUUGACCUGCAGAGAACCCACGAGGAUGAGUCUGUCAACAAGCUACAUCCCCUGUAUUCCCGUGGAGUGCUCUCCCCAGGCCGCCAUGUUCGAACACGCCUCUAUUUCACCAGUGAGAGUCACGUCCACUCCCUUCUCAGUGUCUUCCGUUACGGGGGACUUCUGGAUGAGACCCAGGAUGCACAAUGGCAGCGAGCUUUGGCUUAUCUUAGUGCCAUCUCAGAGCUCAACUACAUGACCCAGAUUGUUAUCAUGCUUUAUGAGGACAACACACGGGACCCUUUAUCAGAGGAGCGGUUCCAUGUAGAGCUGCAUUUCAGCCCUGGGGUGAAGGGUGUGGAAGAAGAAGGUAGCGCCCCAGCUGGCUAUGGAUUCCGUCCAGCCUCUUCUGAGAAUGAGGAGAUAAAAACAGAUCAAGGCAGCAUGGAGAACCUGUGCCCAAGAAAGGCAUCAGAUGAGCCCGACCGGGCAUUGCAAACCUCACCUCAGCCUGCUGAGGGCCCUGGCCUCCCAAGGAGAUCACCCCUUAUUCGUAACAGAAAAGCUGGCUCCAUGGAGGUCAUGAACAUGCAGUGCACGGGGAACCUGGACCUGAUCCCUUUGAGGGGACGGCGCCGCCGGAGGUCAGGAGACCUCCCCCGGCCUUCCCCAGCCAUCGGCCUACAGCCCCGGGCUGUGUCCACCACUUACCUGGCGUCCUGCACACAGGUUCUUUCUGAGACUUCAUCUUCAAGGCCUGGUGGCUACCGGCUCUUUUCAUCUUCCCGGCCUCCAACAGAGAUGAAGCAGAGUGGCCUAGGCUCACAGUGCACAGGGCUGUUCAGCACUACGGUGCUGGGUGGCUCCUCCAGUGCUCCGAAUCUUCAGGACUACGCCCGCAGCCAUGGCAAAAAGCUCCCACCUGCCAGUCUGAAGCACCGAGAUGAGCUCUUGUUUGUCCCGGCCGUAAAACGAUUUUCUGUGUCGUUUGCAAAGCAUCCGACUAACGGAUUUGAAGGGUGCUCCAUGGUACCUACCAUCUACCCCCUGGAAACUCUGCAUAAUGCCCUUUCUUUGCGUCAAGUGAGUGAAUUCUUGACCAGAGUCUGCCAGCGCCACACUGAUACCCAUGCACAGGCAUCUGCAGUCCUUUAUGACUCUCUGCACAGCAGCCAGGCCUCAGACAGCCCGUUUUCCCCACCCCGUACUCUUCAUUCCCCACCCCUGCAACUUCAGCAGCGCUCCGAGAAGCCCCCUUGGUAUAGCAGUGGCCCUUCUAGCACUGUGUCCAGUGCUGGUCCUUCCUCCCCUACUGCAGCGGAUGGUAGCUCCCAUUUUGGCUUCAGUGAUCAACCUUCUGUAAAUGUACAUGUGGCUGAAGAAAAUCAAGAUCUUGGGCUGCUCCAGGAGACUUCUGGAAAUGGAAUACAGGAGUUCCCCAUGGAAGGACAGCAAGUGCUUUUUGAACCAAACCAGUCCUCUCGGGAGCCACUUGUGGAAACCAGCCAUCCAGGAGGUCAGGUUGUUACCAAAGAUGUCAUCCAGACAUGCCAGGAGACCUCAGAUGUCACACAGAUAUGCCAUGACAUCCUUGAGGAGGUUAUCCAGCCAUGCCAGGAAAUCCUUGAGGUCAGCCAGCCUAGCCUGGUGGUCUCUGACAUCAACCAGCCAUUGCUGAAGAGCCACGACACUGUUACCAACACAUGCCAGCCAUGCCAGGAAGUCAGUCAACAGGCCCAGAAAGCCUGUGAGGAAGUUUGCCAACAUUGUCAGGAGAAUCCAGAAAAAACCAACCAACCAUAUCAGAGGUUCCUUAUGGAGGAUGGCAGACUAGUCCAUGGGUUCCCUAUAAGGGUUGGAGGCUUGGCCCAGGAAACCCUUAAGGAAUUUGGCAGGCCAACCCAAGAGAUUCCUGAAGAACUCAGCCAACCAUGUCAGGAGUUCUCUGAGGAGGUUGACAGGCUGGGUCAGGAGGUUUCUGCAAUCAGUAUGUUGCUUCAAGACAUCCCUGAGGUUGAAAAACCAUCCCAAGAGGUCACUAGGGAGACUGAUCUGCAGAUUCAGGUAGCCCCUGAGAAGAUUAAUUAGUAGUCUUGGGUGGUCCCUGAGAUUGUUGAUCAGCUGCCUGGUGAAGAUUCUCCCCAAGUCCACUAUCUGUCUAGUGAUUCAAACCCUCACAGCCAAUCUCUAGGCUAUGGCCAGCACUCAUCCCUUCCACCAGCAACAUGUAACUAGCCAUUUUCUCAUUAGUGAUAUCACACUGUACCAGCCAUUUGAAAUAGCAGCUUUCUCUGUUGGCUGCUGGCUAGAGUAAGGCCUUAGCUCAUACCAGAGUGUCUGAGGAAGCAGUCCUCAUGGCAUGAAGUAUACCUGUGCCAGAGUUAUGCCUUGAGAGGAGCAAGUUCGUGUUCAAAGCAACCACAUCUGUGCAAGUUGAAUGUCUAACUUGAGCAUUACUUAACCUACUGUGAGCAUCACAAGAAGUCCUAGAUGGUUAAAAGAAAUUCACUUAACUGCUAAAGACACUGGGGUGGGGGAGGAAAGCAAAUGCAAAAUGGAGAGUUAUAGGGCCCUUGCUUUUUAAGGGAAAUAAUCACAAUAUCUCGAGGUACCCUUAGACCAUAUGUGCAUUCAAGGGAACUCUUGUCUUUACUGACACUGUUGAGAUGGUCCCAAGAUGGGCCAUCUGAAAUGUCUGGAAAAGAGUUCCAUCCCAAACAUCUUUCAUGACUACUAAUCUUUUAUACUUGGCUUAUGGGUGUUUUCAUGCAUCUCCCAGGGCCCCCUUUGUCCCAGUCCUGUUCCUCUGGACAGUGGCUCUAGGAAGAAGUAGGUAUUCGAUUGCCAUGAAGUGCCCAGAGGAUCUAUUUAAAAUGUUCUGGGGCUGCUGGGCAUGGUGGCACAUGCUGUUAAUCCCAGCACUCGGGAAGCUGAGGUAGAGGAUCGUUGUGAGUUCGAGGCCAUCCUGAGA